AUGACAGCGCUUGCAGGAGGGUUACCCAGGAUGAUGAGACCGACUCCUCACCAGAACUUCCCCCGGGGAGGAUACUCUCUGGAAGUGUCCACUCCGUUAGGACAGGGACGGGUGAACCAGCUCGGUGGUGUCUUCAUAAACGGCAGACCUCUCCCCAACCACAUCCGCCAUAAAAUCGUGGAGAUGGCCCACCACGGCGUCCGGCCGUGCGUCAUCUCCCGUCAGCUGCGCGUGUCCCACGGCUGCGUCUCCAAAAUCCUGUGCCGGUACCAGGAGACAGGCUCCAUCAGGCCAGGAGCCAUCGGAGGCAGCAAGCCAAAGCAAAUCGCUUCUCCAGAGGUGGACAAGAAAAUUGAAGAGUACAAGAGAGAAAACCCGGGCAUGUUCAGCUGGGAAAUCAGGGACAAACUUCUGAAAGAUGCGGUCUGCGACAGAAACAACGUUCCCUCAGUGAGCGCCAUCAGUCGCAUCAUGCGGUCUAAAUUCGGUGGAGGCGGUGAUGAUGAUGAGGAGGAUGAUGAAGUAGUAAAGAGGGAGAUGGAGGAAAGCGAACCACGGACAAAACACAGCAUCGAUGGCAUUCUGGGAGACAGAUGUAAGUCCAGUCACUCGGACGAGGGCUCAGACGUGGACUCUGAGCCAGGCCUGCCUCUGAAGAGGAAGCAGCGUCGCAGCCGCACCACCUUCACAGCGGAGCAGCUGGAGGAGCUGGAGAGGGCCUUUGAACGCACCCACUACCCCGACAUCUACACACGGGAGGAGCUGGCUCAGCGGGCCAAACUGACGGAGGCUCGAGUUCAGGUGUGGUUCAGCAACAGAAGAGCUCGGUGGAGGAAGCAAGCAGGAGCCAAUCAGCUGAUGGCGUUUAACCACCUUAUCCCCGGUGGUUUCCCUCCGUCAGCUAUGUCGGGCCUGCAGCACUAUCAGCUUUCCGAGAGCCCCUACACUCCCACUUCUAUAUCUCAAGCGUCCGAGCAGCCCAGUACCGUCCACAGACCGCAGCCCCUGCCCCCCACCUCCGUGCAUCAGAGUGGGCUUGGUUCCUCGGCCGGCUCCCAGGAUGGAAGCUCUGCGUACUGCCUGUCCUCUGGACGUCACGGCUUCUCAGGAUACUCGGACAGCUUUGUGACCCAACCAGGACACACCAACACUGUCAACACCGCCAUCGGAAACAGCCUAUCACCACAGGUAAUGGGCCUAUUGAAUCCAGGUGGAGUGCCACAUCAGUCCCAGGGUGACUUCGCCCUCUCCCCGCUGACCGGAGGCCUGGAGCCUAACGGUGGCAUGGCUGCCAGCUGUCAUGGCUCCCAACGCUUGGAGGCUCUACCAGGCCUGACCAGUAUGCCCAGUCUGCCCAGCACCCAGUCUUACUGCCCACCUUCAUACACCACCCAAGCCUACGCCAUGGACCACCACCCAUCCUACCAGUACGGACAGUACAGCCAGAGUGCCUUUCAUUAUAUGAAGCCCCCAACAUGGCCUGAACAGGAGUCUUCCCUGACAUUCACCGCUAGAGAACACCCCCACCCGCUGCCUUUUGCCUAACCGCCCCAGCCCCGAGGACAUUAAGAGAGCGGACGGGUGGGUAAAGGGAUUGAGAUGUUCUAGUCCAGCAAGGGAAGCAGUUGAGAUGAAGGUGGUGGCGAUGGAGGGGGUUGACUGGAAUAAUUAGGACCAAAGGCGCAGCCUCUCCUGUUACCUGGCAAUCGCUUUGCUUUUGUGUCACGCUCCAAGGACCAAGCGCGGCUCGUUGUCCAUGCCUAAAUAAGAAGAGAAGAGGUGGGGGGUGGUGGGGAAAGGAAAGUAAAUACAUUCAAGAUUCUGUAUUUGAUUUUUGUAAUAAGUGCCAGAGAGGGAGGUGGACUUUGGAAGCCCCCUGUGCUCCUGGGGUCCAACUUGA
Molecule: messenger RNA, 1900 nt
Organism: Trematomus bernacchii (emerald rockcod)
Lineage: Eukaryota; Metazoa; Chordata; Actinopteri; Perciformes; Nototheniidae
Gene: pax3a
Product: paired box 3a
Exons: 9
Coding region: 1-1545 (514 amino acids)
Biological process (GO): regulation of transcription by RNA polymerase II; anatomical structure development
Molecular function (GO): DNA-binding transcription factor activity, RNA polymerase II-specific; RNA polymerase II cis-regulatory region sequence-specific DNA binding
Source: RefSeq, a predicted model, not a curated record